Molecule: messenger RNA, 2777 nt
Organism: Alosa alosa (allis shad)
Lineage: Eukaryota; Metazoa; Chordata; Actinopteri; Clupeiformes; Clupeidae
Gene: ncoa5
Product: nuclear receptor coactivator 5
Exons: 11
Coding region: 258-2249 (663 amino acids)
Biological process (GO): regulation of signal transduction
Cellular component (GO): nucleoplasm
Molecular function (GO): RNA binding
Source: RefSeq, a predicted model, not a curated record
CUGGCCCUCCUGAGCAUUGUAGCAAAGUCGUAGCACUCUGGUUCAGUCAAGGAACGUUGCUGAGAAUUCAUCUCGUGAGGCAGUGAACUAUUUUGUGGAGGCGACCGUCGAGUUCGGGCCCGCUGAAAAUCGUAGGGUAAAGUGAUUUCAGGACCUGCGAGGAAACUUAACCCACUAAACGCACAUUAGCACAUAGGGGAAACCCAGUUAGAGUUCAUCAGAGAGAGAACAGGUUCUCACCCCUGAUACCAAUAGUGAUGUCUCGCAGAAGAAGCCGUAGUGCUAGCCCAGUGCGGCACACAACCAACAGCAAUGACCCUCGUGACCUGGAACGGAGGAUUUUUGUGGGAAAUUUGCCAACAACUCUGAUGGACACGAAGGAUUUGGAAGAAGUGUUCAGACCUUAUGGGAAGAUCAAUGCCUUGUCCAUGUUCCGUGGAUAUGGAUUUGUGCAGUUUGAACGAGUGGAAGAGGCCGAGGCAGCGAAGGCGGGACAAAACGGUCGAUUUUAUAAGGGGUAUAAACUAGAUAUAAAUAUGGCAGCGGAGCGGCGACACAAAGCUCAAACCCGGCCGAGCCCUCCUCGAAGGCAUCCGUACAGUGGGUAUGGGGAUGGUAGAGAUGGCCGCCCUCGGUCACGCUCCCCUAUGCACAGCCGGGACUCACGGGAUCACCGGGAUGGCCGUGACCUUAGGGAUCCUCCUCCCCGGGAGCCCCCUCGUGAGUCCUCUAGAGAGCCACGCCCUGGACCUCCCCGAGACCAUGGACCCCCGCGCGAUCACGACUCCCGAGAUCCUGCCUAUGAACGCUACCGGGGCUCCGAGGGACGAGAAAAGGACCCUGCUUUCAGGGAGGAGGGUUAUGAUCGCUACUACCGCGGAGUGGAUGAGUACUACCGCAAGAAGGAGCCAUUCGGGAGAGAGCCUUACAGAGGAGAGGCAUGGAACGGCAGCCGCAGAGAGCCGGAAGAGGAUCGCAUACCAGAAGGUGAGCGCAGAAGGAAUGAGCUCUACAGGCAGUACUACGAGGAGCUGCAGCGGCGUUAUGACACGGAGCGCCCUGUCGACUGCUCGGUCAUCGUGGUUAACAAGCUACAGAAAGAGUAUGCUGAAACAGUAGGCAGGAAGGUGAGAGACCUGGGCAUGGUGGUGGACCUGAUCUUCCUGAACACGGAGGUGUCGCUGUCGCAGGCGCUGGAGGAUGUGGGGCGCGCACACACCCCCUUCGCCAUCAUAAUUACCCAGCAGCAUCAGGUGCAUCGCUCAUGCACUGUCAACAUCCUGUUUGGCACACCACAAGAGCACCGCAACAUGCCCAUGCAGGAUGCCAUGGUGCUGGUGGAGCAGAACUACGUUGUCUACAAGGCGGAGCACCGCGACAAGGAGCGUGAAGAGAUCGCCCGCAAGGCCGCCAAGAUGGCCGAUGACGUGCUCCUUAGGGAGCUUGACCAGGAGGCUCACCCAGUCUCUCUGCUGUCCACAGUCACACUGCUCUCAGAGAACAGGUUCCUAACCCCAGAGGAGCUUGACCGCCUCAUUGAGUACCUUAGGGACAAACGGGAGCGUCUUGUCAGGGGCAGCGCUGAUCCCCAUGCUGGUUCCCACGCUGUGCACACUGCCCCCGCGAUGACCCACGAGGCCAUGCCCCCUGCCCAGCCCAUGGCCAUGCCUGCCGUCUCUCACCAGCCCCCUACCCACCAGCCCUCGCCCGCCCCCUCUGCCAACCACCAGCAGGAGCUGCAGGCCAAGAUCCUCAGCCUGUUCAACAGCGGGGCCGGGAGCUCGGCAGCGUCCCCUACUGUCGGUGCGGCUGGGCCUUCCCAGCCCCAGGGCUACGGCUCCUCCAUGGGCACCCAGCAGGCCAGCAUGCCACCGUCCCACGCCAGCGCGGGCAUGGCCAAGAUGAGCCCCACGCCGUCGUCAGUCAUGGGCAUGCGACCUCAGCCGCGCCCGCAGGGCAACCUGCCCCCCGCUGGCUACGGUCCCCCCACCGGCCGCAUGAUGGCCCCCCAGGGUGCUCCGAGGCCCCCUGGCCUCUCCACGGGGACGGGCAUCAACUUUGACAACCCCAGUGUGCAGAAGGCCCUGGACACCCUCAUCCAGAGCGGCCCGUCCAUCAACCAUCUGGUAAACUCAGGCAGCGCACCACCGGCUGCCCCUCGGCCUGGCAUGGGUCAGGGCAUGAGCCCUGGCAUGACUCAGGGAAUGGGACAGGGGAUGCCCAUGUCCCACUACCCCCGCCAUUACUGAACGGAACCCCAGACUGGGGCAACAGAUAAGGACUGGACUGUAGCCAGUUGAAGGUGAUUUUUGGUUUUUGUUUGUUGCUAUUUAUCCUGUCUGAAAUGGUUAGACGCCUUGGCUUGUGAUCGACUCUGGUACUGGUCUGAGCCUGAUGUGUUCUUCAUUUGUUUCAGAGAUGACUCGGUGAUCGGUUUUCUCACCCCCCCUCCCCCCAAGCUGUUUGUAAAUGCAUUUUUUUUAAAGAAAUAUUCCUUUUCCAAGCCUGCAUUGAUGUGUAUUUUUAAUUUAAUGUUUUUUUUAAUAAAUGGGGAAGAAAAAAAAAAGAAAAUUCAGUUUACUAGUGACUUCCCCGUUUUGUCAGCAAUUUUCAUAGGAGUUUGACUUCUGGCAACUAGAUGAUUGCAUGUACAGAAUUAAUUUACUGUGAGCCCUGAAUAUAGGCAAUUUUGACAAGUAAUGUUGCUUUUAUACAUUUUUGUGACUUUGUAAAUAUUUGAAGAUCUCCAGUGUCACUAAAAUAAAAAGUGUGAAGGA